AUGCAUGCUAAAGUAGCAUCUUGUGGAUGCCCUUUCGAAGAUGGAUACGAGCUGCUUGACAAUCCGAAAUUGUGCGUUAAGGCUUUCGGGGACAAGAAACCAAUAGAAGAAGCACGCAAGAUUUGCCAAGAUUCGGGAGCCAUGUUGAUCGUUUCAGACACGGAUGAGAAAAAUACGGCUGUCAGUGAAUAUGUCAGGAAAACAUUAGGGACAACCAGCUAUUUCAUUGGUUUGACAGACGAACGGACCGAGGGCAUGUAUAUCUGGGAGAACGGAAACGUCCUUACUUUCUCAAAGUGGUCUUAUAGUCAACCUGACAAUAAAAAAAACCGAGAUUGCGUAAUGGCUACACCAAGCAGUUGGAUUAGCUUUAUUUGCAACUCUCCAAGAGCAUUCGUUUGUGAGAAACAAAUCUGAACAUUCCAGCCACAUGUUCGACUAACCUCUGUCUUAAAGAUUUUUCAAAAUUACCCAAAAGUUUACUUUGUUUAAGGACACCACUAGAGCACAUUGAUUAAUUAAUCAUUGGCUAUUGGAUGUCAUAUAAUUGGUAAUUCUGACCCGCAGUCAUUCAUCAGCAGAGACGUUUUUCUUCUAAUGCAGAAAAGGAUCUUUUAUAUGUAUUUUCCUAUAGACAGGAAUGGCAUUUGACCAGUUGUGUUGAAUGGGUUGGAACGAGAGAAAAAACCCACAAUCAAA
Messenger RNA from Gigantopelta aegis, 699 nucleotides. Its product is annotated as alpha-N-acetylgalactosamine-specific lectin-like. The coding region runs from base 1 to 417 and encodes 138 amino acids. The record is from RefSeq and is a predicted model, not a curated record. The transcript has 3 exons. Lineage: Eukaryota; Metazoa; Mollusca; Gastropoda; Neomphalida; Peltospiridae.